Molecule: messenger RNA, 1451 nt
Organism: Culex pipiens pallens (northern house mosquito)
Lineage: Eukaryota; Metazoa; Arthropoda; Insecta; Diptera; Culicidae
Product: phenoloxidase-activating factor 2-like
Exons: 4
Coding region: 51-1136 (361 amino acids)
Biological process (GO): proteolysis
Molecular function (GO): serine-type endopeptidase activity
Source: RefSeq, a predicted model, not a curated record
AUUUCGCUCUCGGACAAAAGAUCUAGUUCAGUUUCAGUCUAGCAGUCGCGAUGGCCACUUGUAUCAAGUUAAAUACAGCAAUUUUGUUGCUGUUUGUAAUCCUUAAAGUGUUGAUCGCUGGAGUAAAUGGUGCAUGCGAUGGAACUUGUGUUCCGUUGAACCAAUGCGCAGAUGACAAUUUUGGAGGUGAACAUUUUUUUGACAUAAGGUUUCAAGAAGAUGCUGAUUGUGAAGAUUACCUGAGAGUGUGCUGCCAAAAUGUUAUUCCUCCGUCAACAGGAGGAGAAGGAAAACCCAUAAAUCCAACCUCGGCCAAUCAAACAAAUGAACCUCCAAUUUUCAACGAUUGUGGAACCCGAAAUAUGGACGGGGCUGGCUUUAGAAUAACUCACGCGACUCAGGGUGAAACCGAGUUUGGCGAGUUCCCCUGGAUGGUUGCUCUAUUUGCUGGCGACAGCUACGUCUGUGGCGGUUCACUGAUUAGACCGAAUGUUGUCGUGACCGCAGGUCAUUGUGUGUUCAGUAGGCAGAACGAGCGUCUCGUAGUACGCGCUGGGGAGUGGGACUCCAAGACUACGGAUGAGGUGCUGGCUUUCCAGGAGCAAACUGUGUCCCAAGUUAUCAUCCACGAGAAUUACCACCAAAAGUUUCUGUUCAACGACAUUGCCCUUCUUGUUCUCGAAAAAUCGUUUCUUCCCGACGAGCACAUCCAGCUGCUGUGUCUUGCUCCCCAGGGCAAGUCCUUUGAUGGCAAGGAAAACUGCAUCGCCACCGGUUGGGGCAAGGAGCGAUUCGACUCGCCGAGCUAUCAAAACAUUCUCAAAAAGGUUGAACUGCCCAUCAUGGAUCACGAAAACUGCCAGUCCGCAUUCCGUAAAACUCGCCUCGGAGCAACCUUCCAACUGCACCGAUCGUUCAUGUGUGCCGGCGGAGAGGAAGGAGUCGAUACGUGCACCGGCGAUGGAGGAUCUCCGCUGGCCUGUCCGAGCGCUGAAAACGGUAACCGGUACCAGCUGGCCGGAAUAGUGGCUUGGGGAAUCGGUUGUGGUCAGGCUGGAGUUCCGGGAGCAUACGCGAAGGCUAGUUUGCAUACUGAAUGGAUUGAUCGCAACAUUGAUGAUCCAAGUGAUUAUUGAUUUUGGGCUCCUGAAUCAUGUAAAGAGGUGAUCCAUCUUAAGUUUGCUGUAAAUCUUGCUAAAACUAAAAUCAUAGCUAAUCUAACAGAAAUCAUCUGAUUAUCUUGAGAAAAAGUUAAAUCAAAAAUAAAGUGACACGUUAAUUGCUUAGAAAUUAAAAAUUUCAUUUUACUGACAAAACGUGAAUCACGUUGUUUAACCAGAUCUGAAGCCGAUUCCUCAUCGCAACGGUAAGAAUUGUCCACUGGAAUCGUUAGCUUUCCUGCCCUUCGCGGUAGGCUACGCGUCCGCGGGAGUUUGCGGUGUGUUUAUCAC